ACUAAACAUGAGAUUGGUCGGGAGUAUUAUGCUGCUGAGCGCGGUAUUUGUGGUCAGCAGUUGGGCCUUUAAUUUUCCCAACUCGAGCUUAAGUAGGAAUGAGCGUCGUAGCGCCGUCUUGUCAGCCAAGGUGGCCGAUGAGAUCAGCCGCGAGUUAUUAAAGUAUGUGCGUACGGGUGUUAGGUCGGAAAGGUUGAUGCAACUCGCCGCACAGCUGGGUGGUGCUCAUAGCCAGAAGGACAUCUUCACAAAAUCGAUGGUGCAUCUGAGCGAACGGGAUUCGUUCUUCGUGUGCACCAUGUGCCGAGCCACCGUGACUGUAGUGGCUCGCGUCCUCACCUCUCCACAUGGCGAGCUCAACGGCCCCAAUCGUGACGAGAAUGCCAAGAAGGUGAUUUUGGAUAUUUGUGACCUUUUCGAUGUGCAGACACCUGAGGUGUGCGCUGGCAUCUUUGAUCUCAACUGGCCCAUUGUGGACUAUAUAUUGAAUGAGACGAUUGCCGAUUCGCGUACUAUUUGCGGCAUGCUACCUAUACCGUUUUGUGAUGUAAAACAAGCCGAGUUCAAAUUCAGUCUGAAAAUCAAAGGUGAUCUGCCGACAGAGUCUAAGACGGACUUGCCUGUGCGCAGUCCCAACGAUCAUCGCAUUCUCCAUCUGACGGACAUACAUUACGAUCCCGAAUAUCUUGAGGGUGGUCUGGCUGAGUGCAGAGAGCCCAUGUGCUGUCGAGAUCCGUUGCCUGAAGGGUCCACUUCGACUCCAGCUGGUCGAUGGAGUGAUUAUCGUGACUGUGACACGCCACGCCGUCUCAUUGUCAAUGCCUUUGAGCACAUUCAGAAGAACCAGAAGAUAGACUGGAUCUACCAUACGGGUGAUGUGCCACCCCACAAUAUCUGGUCCACUACUAAGCAAGGGAAUCUGGAUAUGCUGACAGAAAUCGAUGAGCUACUGACCGAAUAUUUUCCAGAGAUACCCAUCUACUCUUGUCUCGGAAAUCAUGAAGCCCAUCCCACCAAUGUGUUUGGUAACGAUAGAGUACCCGAUGAGCUGAGUGUGAGUUGGUUAUACGAUCACGUUUGGAGUCUGUGGUCCAAGUGGUUGCCAUCUGAAGCAGAGUCUACUGUACGCAAAGGCGGCUACUACACUGUUGUUCCCAGCCAGGGACAUCGCAUAAUUGCACUCAACUCCAUGGACUGUUAUCUGUUCAACUUGUGGAUUUUCCUCGACGGGUCGGUGGUGUUGGAGCAGCUUCAGUGGUUCCACAAUACGCUUUUAGCUGCCGAGGCUGCCGGCGAAAAGGUUCAUAUUCUCAGCCAUAUUCCUUCUGGUGAUGGCGAUUGCUGGUCAACGUGGGCCCGCGAGUAUAAUCGCUUGUUGGAACGUUUCAGUGGCAUUAUCACAGGUAUUUUCAAUGGCCACACGCACAAGGACGAAAUGAAUCUGCACUACACGCCUGAGGGCCUGGCCGUGGCCAUAUCGUGGAACGGUGGCAGUCUGACACCCUUCUCCAACAAGAAUCCCAACUAUCGCAUCUACGAGGUGGAUCCAGAUAACUGGCAGGUGCUUGAACACGAGACCUGGAUCUUCAACCUGACAGCGGCCAAUGAGGGGAACAAUGAGCCUGAGUGGUAUCGGCUAUAUUAUUUCUCAGAGGCCUUCACUGUCAACACAAGUCCAUACGGCAUUGAUCAGUGGCUUCUGUAUAUGGCCAAGAAUCCUGACAUGCUGCGCAAGUUCUAUCGCUUCAAGUACAGCUACUCGGAGCCGGCAUUGGAUGCAGGCUGUAAUAAUCACUGCCUGAGUGCAACGCUUUGUCGCCUGGCCACCACCAACUAUCAGGAUAAGAAGCGAUGUAAGGAGCUGCAGGCUAUUCUAAAGAAAUUCCUAAAGAUUAACCAGUUUCUUGGGUCUAGUGUUCGUUCUUAGGCAUUUUAUUUAAUUGCUUUCCAUGGUAGUUCAUGUGUGGGUCUUAGGUUGUGAUUAGUUAUACUUUGUAUCUUAACAAGAGUAUACUGAGCUUGCGGUUCUUCUAAAAGAAUUUGGAAAACUUGAUCCCAGAGUAUUCCAACGUAUGUUCAGCAUGCAGAAAUGAAUGGUAUUAUCGAAGGUCCAUCCUGCAUGCAUAUUAAUGUAUAUAUUUGAAGGCAAGGAACUUCAUUAAUUAAAUUGAAGCUAACUCU
Molecule: messenger RNA, 2181 nt
Organism: Scaptodrosophila lebanonensis
Lineage: Eukaryota; Metazoa; Arthropoda; Insecta; Diptera; Drosophilidae
Product: sphingomyelin phosphodiesterase-like
Exons: 4
Coding region: 8-1927 (639 amino acids)
Biological process (GO): ceramide biosynthetic process; sphingomyelin catabolic process
Cellular component (GO): lysosome
Molecular function (GO): acid sphingomyelin phosphodiesterase activity
Source: RefSeq, a predicted model, not a curated record